Messenger RNA from Suricata suricatta (meerkat), 4280 nucleotides. It is a transcript of the gene BBS1, whose product is annotated as Bardet-Biedl syndrome 1. Gene Ontology annotation, cellular component: axoneme; BBSome; centrosome. The record is from RefSeq and is a predicted model, not a curated record. The transcript has 17 exons. NCBI's taxonomy places the organism in Eukaryota, Metazoa, Chordata, Mammalia, Carnivora, Herpestidae. Gene Ontology annotation, biological process: protein localization to cilium; non-motile cilium assembly. The coding region runs from base 43 to 1824 and encodes 593 amino acids. Gene Ontology annotation, molecular function: patched binding; smoothened binding.
GGCUGGCCAAAGCCGGUUGCCAAGGCGACGUCUGCUGCGAAGAUGGCUGCUGCGUCUUCAUCGGAUUCCGACUGCGGCAGAUCUGAGAGCAACGAGGUCAGUUCAAAAUGGCUGGACGCACACUACGACCCCAUGGCCAACAUCCACACCUUUUCCACCUGCCUGGCGCUGGCAGAUUUGCAUGGGGAUGGGGAGUACAAGCUGGUGGUGGGGGAUCUUGGCCCAGGUGGGCAGCAUCCCCGCCUGAAGGUGCUCAAAGGACCCGCGGUGCUGACUGAGAGCCCGUUACCUGCGCUGCCAGCUGCGGCCACCGCCUUCCUGAUGGAGCAGCACGAGACCCGGACCCCAGCUCUGGCACUCGCUUCGGGCCCUUGUGUGUAUGUGUAUAAGAACCUUAGGCCCUACUUCAAGUUCAGCCUGCCCCAGCUGCCUCCAAACCCCCUGGAACAAGAUCUUUGGAACCAGGCCAAGGAGGACCAGAUUGACCCCUUGACACUGAAGGAGAUGCUGGAAGGCAUCCGAGAGAAGGCCGAGGUGCCUUUGUCGGUACAGUCACUCAGGUUUCUCCAGCUGGAGCUGAGUGAAAUGGAGGCAUUUGUGAGCCAGCACAAAUCCAGGUCCGUGGAGCGGCAGACAGUCAUCACCACCAUGACCACCUUGAAGAAGAACCUGGCCGACGAGGAUGCGGUGUCCUGCCUGGUGCUGGGCACCGAGAACAAGGAGCUCCUGGUGCUGGACCCGGAGGCCUUCAUCAUUGUGGCCAAGAUGAGCCUCCCCAGCGUCCCCGUCUUCCUGGAUGUUUCUGGGCAGUGGGAUGUGGAGUUCCGGCUUGCCGCCGCCUGCCGCAACGGGAACAUCUACGUCCUGAGAAGAGACUCCAAGCGCCCCAAGUACUGCAUCGAGCUGAGCGCCCAGCCCGUGGGGCUUGUCCGCGUACACAAGGUCCUGGUGGUGGGCAGCACCCAAGACUGCCUGCAUGGCUUCACCCACAAGGGUAAAAAGCUGUGGACCGUGCAGAUGCCAGCAACCAUCCUGACCAUGAACCUCCUGGAGCAGCGCUCCCGGGGCCUGCAGGCCGUCAUGGCGGGGCUGGCCAAUGGAGAGGUCCGCAUUUACCAUGAUAAGGCCCUGCUCAAUGUCAUACGCACCCCGGACGCAGUGACCAGCCUUUGCUUUGGCCGCUUCGGGCGGGAAGAUAACACCCUCAUCAUGACCACACGAGGCGGUGGCCUGAUUAUCAAGAUCCUGAAGCGAACGGCAGUGUUUGUGGAAGGGGGCGGUGAGGCGGGGCCCCCACCAGCCCAGGCCAUGAAACUCAACGUGCCCCGAAAGACCCGGCUCUACGUGGACCAGACCCUGCGAGAGCGGGAGGCUGGCACCGCCAUGCACCGGACCUUCCAGACCGACCUCUACCUACUACGCAUCCGAGCUGCCCGUGCCUACGUGCAGGCCCUCGAGUCCAGCCUGAACCCUGUGUCUCUGACGGCCCGGGAGCCCCUCAAGCUGCACGCUGUGGUGCAGGGCCUGGGACCCACCUUUAAGCUCACGCUUCACCUGCAGAACACCUCGGCAGCCCGCCCCAUCCUGGGGCUGCUGGUCUGCUUCCUGUACAACGAGGUGCUCUAUGCCCUGCCCCGGGCCUUCUUCAAGGUCCCCUUGCUGGUGCCCGGGCUCAGCUACCCUCUGGAAACCUUUGUGGAGAGUCUCAGUGACAAGGGCAUCUCAGACAUUAUCAAGGUGCUGGUGCUUCGUGAAGGCCAGAGCGCACCCCUCCUGAGUGCCCACAUCAACAUGCCCAUGAGCGAGGGGCUGGCAGCCGCCUGACCCCUGGGCUGGUGAUACGGCCCCUGCAGAAUCAGGACCAGGAAGAUUCAGCCGCCUCCACUGAGCUGGGCAGAGUUAAAGGCCCCUGGCCCAUUCCCUAAGCAGCAGGGUGUUGGGGCCGCAGUUUCCUUCUCCUCUCCUAAGCGUCCCCUUUCUCCCCACCCUGACUGCUGGGUGACCUCUAGCAACAGUGAGUACCCAGGAGGCUCAGCUCCUUCUCUCUCGGGAAAACCCAGGCAUUUGCCCACUGGACUUUGGCCGCUCCUCCAUCCUCCCCACUUUUGUCCAGAAAUCACACCCAGGAAGGAAGAGCUCUGAAGUGGUCCAGGUGAGAUGAGGGGCACAGGCCCAGCCUUCUCCUUUGCUGCUUCGGCAAGUUACCGCUGUGUUGCUGCAGGCCCAGGCCGGAACUGGCUGUGGCCUGGCCUGGGAUAAUCAGGGGCUUUUCCUGGGUGAGACUGAGCCCCCGUUUGCUCCCGGGGUUCCAGAGGCUUGACUGAUGCUGCUCAGAUUACAGGCAAAACACAUGCUCUGAUUUCCUCUGUGAGCUGAACAAGGGGGUCUAGGGAGGAGCAGCCUCCCCACCGGGGCCUUUCCUGAAAUCUUGGGCUCAGCCAGAGUGUCAGGCCUGCAAUGCUCCACGAAGGUCGCCAAGAGAGGAAGUGGUGCCAGGAAAGCAUAGGGUGUCCACGCAGAGAGCUAGUGGCCCCAGAACCCACCAGGCUUCCAAACAACAACUGCCGCUCCUGACUUGGAUGCUCAGGUCCAGAGAGAGCGUCCCGGAAGAGGGAGGCUCAGUUAGAGCAGCGAUGGGGCUGGGGCGCCCAGGAGAGGCGUUUCUGGGCCCUGGGGAGGUGGCGCAGGAGGUAGAAGCCCAGAACUGCUCUUCUGUGCCCUGGAGCCCAGGUCAGUCGCGUAAGUGGAGAGUUUACUGGGCAGUGGUAUUAGCUGGAAAGGCCAGAGGUGUUGAGUGAGGCUGAAGACUCAGGGAAGGCACGUGUUCAGACCACAAGGGCCAGAGACCCACAGUCCUGGACCUUGGUGCCUCCUGAGCCCUGGCCACUGUCCUGGCCCACCUCACAGCCCUCUGUUAGGCUGGUGCUACCAGGGCCACCUUGAGCCACUUAGGAGCCAGGAACCCUGCUCCCUGAGCGCCUGUCUUUUCCUCUGUAUGACCAGGUGCAGCCUAACAUAUGGUAUCAGGAUUGUGGGAAGUCACCAAGUCCUUCUGCGCUUUAGCUUCCCCACAUGUAAAAUGGGGCAGUUUGUGACCAAGUUCAGCUCUAGCAUCCCGUGAGCUUGGCAGCCCCUCUAGAGGAGAAGAGGACUCGACUCCAGAAAGGGGGGAUGUGGGGGGUUGACAGGAGUAACUACGUGAGACCAAGGGCCCCAGGCAGUAACCUCUGUGUCCAGGACACCAGUGAGGGACUGGGGUGACACAGCUCUCAGCCUGCCCCAAACUCAACCAAGGAAUGCAUCCUGGGGCCGGGUUAGGAAAGAAUGGAGUACGGACAAAAGAAAGAGACCAUCCGUCUCCUCUGUGCACAGUCUGGCCACCUGUAGACAGAGAUUAAUUGGGUCAGGGUGGUAAAGGGUCCCUAGAUCAAGCCAAGUGAGGCACAGCUGGACCAAGCUUGAGCUUCCUAAGAGAGCUUGUCAGAGAUGGAAAGGCCUGCUCUAGAAGGUAGUAAGCCCCUUAUGGCUGGGGCUCGGUCACGGGCUGGGCUGUCUCUUCCCUGGGCCAUAUGACCGUAUAAUCUCUUCUACCCCGAUCAUGGGGUGACUGUGUGAGCUUGGAACACGAAGUCUAGUUUUUAGCUCUUCAUGGUGAGGAAAGUGAAGAAACUUCCUAUACCCACCACUUAAUGAGAGUUAAUGUGAUGUAAUACUAUGUACCUACUAUUAAAAAUACAUGAACUGAUUGAUGCGGACACAUAUACAUACAAUAAAGCAGUAUGAAACCAGGAACGGUGCAUGGUACCCAGUGCACCCGCGAGGCAGAGCUCCAGGAGACUGUGUACAUUAGGGAUGAGGGGAGUUGGUGUCUUUUUAAAAAGCAUUUAUCUAAAACCACAUACCUACUUAGUACUAUGGAAUUAGUUUAUAACAAGAAAAUUGCCCCUCCCCUGCAUCCAGUGUGGGGCUUGGACUCACAACCCCAAGGUCACGAGUCACAUGGUCCACCCACUGAGCCAGCCAGGUGUCCCCAUUAGCUAUUUAUUUUAAAAAUAUGCUUAUAGUACUCUUGCUUGAUUUACCAUUCUAGGUACUAUCUAUUGGCUCCCGGUUGUAGAAGGUGAGGCUUUAGCUCUCCUGUGCAGUACUCUGCCCCCUUUUCUCCCUGGUUUUUAGGUAAAUCAAUACUUACUGUUUAGAUUGCUAUUCAUGUUACCAUGUGAAAGUUAUUCCCUGCAGAGCCAAAAAUUGAGAUAUAAUUAAAUUACCUUUUAAUUUUU